Molecule: messenger RNA, 1260 nt
Organism: Camelina sativa (false flax)
Lineage: Eukaryota; Viridiplantae; Streptophyta; Magnoliopsida; Brassicales; Brassicaceae
Molecular function (GO): mRNA binding; protein binding
Source: RefSeq, a predicted model, not a curated record
AUGAGGAGAUCGAUUGCGGCGAUUUCGAUGACGGGCAAGAGAUAUAUUCAUCGGCUUACUCUGGCGAGAGGUAAUCCUGGAAGCAUUCCUGCUCUUUGUUGGAGACGAUCUUUUUCUGAUUACAGAGAGAUAUUGAGUAGGCGAAAUGGGAAAUUACAGGAUUUGAAGUUAGACGAUGCAGUUGGUCUGUUUGGGGACAUGGUACAGUCUCGUCCUUUGCCUUCCAUUGUUUAUUUCAGCAAAUUGUUUUCUGCAAUUGCUAAGAUGAAGAAGUUUGAUGUUGUAUCUCCUUUGGGCGAGCAGAUGCAGAAGCUGGGGAUUUCACACAGUCUCUAUACAUACAGUAUUCUCAUAAACUGUUUUUGUAGACGCUCACAAAUCUCUCUUGCUUUAGCUCUUCUUGGCAAGAUGAUGAAACUCGGCUAUGAGCCCGAUAUUGUCACGCUUAACUCGCUGCUCAAUGGUUUCUGUCACGGGAAUAGGAUUUCAGACGCUGUAUCUCUUGUUGAUCAAAUGGUGGGAAUGGGAUAUCGACCUGAUACAUUCACAAUUAACACUCUAAUCCAUGGCCUUUUUCUUCAUAGCAAAGUUUCUGAAGCAGUGGCUUUAGUUGAACGGAUGGUGCAAAAAGGUUGUCAACCAGAUCUGUUUACUUAUGGUACGGUAGCUAAUGGAUUAUGUAAGAGAGGUGAUACUGAUUUGGCUUUAACUUUGCUCGAGAAGAUGGAGAAAGAGCAAAUAGAGGCGGAUGUAGUCAUCUACAACACAGUCAUUGACGGUCUUUGCAAAUACAAACAAGUGGAUGAUGUUGUUGACCUAUUCAACGAAAUGGAGACCAAAGGCACUAGACCAGAUGUUUAUUCAUACAACUCCCUCAUAAGCUGCCUUUGUAAUUACGGACGAUGGAGUGAUGCUUCUCGACUGCUGAGCGAUAUGAUCGAGAAGAAAAUCAACCCUGAUGUGGUCACCUUCAAUGCUUUGAUCGAUGCGUUUGUGAAAGAAGGGAAGCUUUUAGAGGCCGAGAAAUUGUAUGAGGAGAUGAUACGAAGAUCAUUAGAUCCUGAUGUUAUCACUUACAAUUCAUUGAUCAAUGGGUUUUGUAUGCACCAUCUCCUAGACAAGGCUAAGCAUAUGUUUGAGCUCAUGGUUAGCAAGGACUGUCUACCAGACGUUGUGACGUACAGUACUCUUAUAAAGGGAUUUUGCAAGUGUAAAAGGGUAGAGGAUGGUAUGAGGAUCCUUUUGUUUGGUUUGAAUUGA